Pieris brassicae (large cabbage white) is the source of this 1403-nucleotide messenger RNA. It is a transcript of the gene Vti1a, whose product is annotated as vesicle transport through interaction with t-SNAREs homolog 1A. Gene Ontology annotation, biological process: retrograde transport, endosome to Golgi; vesicle fusion with Golgi apparatus; intra-Golgi vesicle-mediated transport. Gene Ontology annotation, cellular component: Golgi apparatus; endoplasmic reticulum membrane; late endosome membrane. The record is from RefSeq and is a predicted model, not a curated record. NCBI's taxonomy places the organism in Eukaryota, Metazoa, Arthropoda, Insecta, Lepidoptera, Pieridae. The transcript is spliced from 6 exons. Gene Ontology annotation, molecular function: SNARE binding; SNAP receptor activity. Bases 229 to 858 code for a protein of 209 amino acids.
UUCGUAUUUCGUUAAGUUUUUAGUCAAUAUUCAAUUGAUUUCAAUGUGUUGUUAUGUAUACUCAAGCAAUAAUUUAAAUCUAAAAUAACUCUUUAACAAAAAACUAAGAUGAAAUUAAAUUUGCUUUUUAAAACUGUUCUACUUAAUUGAAUAUUACGGGAUUCGGCGUACCAUAUCAGUGUAAAAGUGGACUGAUUUUGUUUUCAAGUUUGUGAAAAGAAACUGAUUAUGUCUACCUUAAUACAAUCAUACGAACAACAAUAUUCAGUUUUAACAGCGGAGAUCACGUCUAAAAUUGGGCGACUAAAGUUGGGAAAUGACGAUAAUCCUGACAAAUUAUCUAGAGAGAUACAAUCAAGUUUUGAAGAAGCUAAUGACUUGCUGGAACAAUUAGAAUUGGAGUAUCGUGGUUCAGGUGUUGGGUCCAGGGUUGCCGCCUAUCGUGCUGAACUGCAGCGUGUUAGAGAUGAGUACCGCUCGGUGAUUAGCAAUUCUGCAGCUUACAAUAUCGAUCCUGAUGACUACGAAGACUGGUCGACAGUAAAUGAGCAAAACCAGAAGCUGUUGGACAAUUCUGAGAGGCUGGAGAGGUCUGGCAAAAACCUAACUGAAGGCUACCGUAUCAUUUUGGAAACAGAACAAAUUGGUAAUGCUGUUCUGCAGGACUUACAUCACCAAAGGGAAACUUUACACAGGACGAGGUCAAGGUUACGAGAAACAGAUGCAGACCUAAACCGGUCCACUCGUCUGGUGAAGGGAAUGAUGAUGAGGGCGAUACAGCACAAGGUUAUAUUAGCAUCAGUGCUGGGUGUGAUAGCUGUGUUAGGAGUAACUGGAAUAUACUUUUACGUCACGUAGUUUCGCAUAACAGGGUCGCAUUGAUGGGUUACACAUUACAAGUCAUCAUCGUACCUGAUUCACCAAGCGUUCCGUUAUUCUGAAUGACAUUUAUUUGCACCGUAUUCAAACACAAACAGAUGGUAAACAAAUGUAGAGUUUUAAUAAACUAAUCAAUAAGGGAAGAAAUAUAUUAUAAAUUGUACCAAAGCGUUGUUUUAUAGUCUGUGCUGUAUACACACGAGAUAAGUGACAGCUAGGCUAAAGUGUUGCCAGUGCGAAUUUACACGAUUGCGUAUGUAAAAAUAAGAUUACCUCGUGUAUACUUUUAUGUUUAACUAUAAUAUAUAAUUGUGUGAUAUUUAUGUGAAUAAGAACAGUUUAAAAUAUAUUGAAGUUAUGGUGUAUUGCACCUAAUAUGUAUUGAUUGUGUGGCUUAAGUGUGAGACUCUCAUCCCUGAGGUUGUAAGUUCGAUCUCCGGCUGUGCACCAAUGGACUUUCUAUGUGCGCAUUUAACAUUCGCUUGGACGAUGAAGAAAAACAUGAGGAAACCGGCUUCACUCGA